Molecule: messenger RNA, 378 nt
Organism: Coniophora puteana RWD-64-598 SS2
Lineage: Eukaryota; Fungi; Basidiomycota; Agaricomycetes; Boletales; Coniophoraceae
Exons: 2
Coding region: 1-378 (125 amino acids)
Source: RefSeq, a predicted model, not a curated record
AUGCGUUUCUCUCUCGCUACUAUUGUCGUCGGCCUCCCGUCCUUGGUUGAGGCCUCCCCCACCACACAGGCCCCGGCCACCAAGAUUCCCUUCCAAAAGCGCGGGAUGCUCAAUCACGCCAGCGUACGUAUGAGCGUGGCUUCGCCAACUACGAGAAGAACGUCGGAAAGGAUCACGGGCAAGGCCUACCAGUCCAUCUCCUCUUUCGGUGCCUCGCCCGUCUUCAACACCAUCGUCUCCGAUGUCCAGGUCGACGCCGCUGUCUUCGCUUUCAAGUUAACCAAGGAAGGCGCCGAGCUCACCAUCGACGGCACCGCGAUAUCUUGGUCCUCAAAGCGGCAAAGGGCCUCUGAAGCAUCGCUGUUCUGCUGCAAGUAG